Molecule: messenger RNA, 794 nt
Organism: Suillus discolor
Lineage: Eukaryota; Fungi; Basidiomycota; Agaricomycetes; Boletales; Suillaceae
Exons: 1
Coding region: 166-705 (179 amino acids)
Source: RefSeq, a predicted model, not a curated record
UAUCCAAGUCCGAUGUAGUACUUCGGCUUCGACCUAACAAGCGUCACUGUUCCAGCUGACGUGUUUGUCAAAAGUCGACCGGAGCCUUUUAUAGCAACAACAUACUUGACGUGUUGAACUGAACAGGACAGAUUGAAAUUUAACGGAGAGCCAUCUGGCGCUACAAUGAUCUCGAGGCCCAUCUUACUAAGGAACACCCCGACUCGGAAUAUACCAAUCCAGGCAAGCCUGAGGGUGUCGCACUUCCUCGUGUCGUGUUUGAUUCUAUGGUCCUCACCGCAGCCGAGGAGAAACGCGCAGGUGUUCCAAUUCGACCCGCCUUCACGCACUCAAAAGUGCAAGUGGCUACAUACUCGCCAGGCGCCGUCACUCAUUGGAAAUAAAACUGGUAACAAUCAAUCAAUUACUUCGCGUUAUCCAGAGGGUCAUUUUGUCUGUGUACUUGGAAAGGCAGAAAGCAAAGAGGUGGAUCAAGAGAGCCUCUUGUUGAAAUUUGAGGUGCCAUAUAGGCCCUUCGGAAAGGCGAUUCUUGAUUGUCUACCGGCAGAAGACGAGAAAUGGGUUGUCCCGCCUAAGAGUGCAACGAGUCCGGAGUGGAGAAAUUGCGCGCAUCAUGGAGGAACCUCACAUGGGACGCUUACAAAGGCCGUGUUUCACACGUCAAGUUUCAAUACUGUGUUCGCGGCUAAGGGCGGAGGAGAAUGAGGGCCGCAGUUGAGAGUUCAAAGAUCCUGACGGGCUUCUCUCGCGUCAUGGAUCUCUGUUAUACUUGAGACCUUCCCAGCGCCGACCAU